Molecule: messenger RNA, 6483 nt
Organism: Pocillopora verrucosa
Lineage: Eukaryota; Metazoa; Cnidaria; Anthozoa; Scleractinia; Pocilloporidae
Product: polycystin-1-like protein 2
Biological process (GO): detection of mechanical stimulus
Cellular component (GO): membrane
Molecular function (GO): calcium channel activity; calcium ion binding; protein binding
Source: RefSeq, a predicted model, not a curated record
GAAGCGGACAGAUACUGGAAUGCUUCCGUUAAGUCUUAUCUUGCUUGCGAUAAGAAUUUUAGUACCCUAGGUGCGUGGUACCGCUUCGCCGGGGACGCUGGUUCAAUGAUGGCGCCUUAUUGCAUUCCAAAACAAAGUUGCAUUACCAAUGGAGCCGGCUGGAUCAACGGUAGCCAUCCGUCUGAAACUUACCAACUGGUGUCGACAAACGCUUGUUUUCACUGGGGGUCAAAUUGUUGUGUGAAGUCAAGUCCAGUUCAGAUACGAAAUUGCAGUGGAUACUACGUUUAUAAGUUACAAAAACCGGAGACGUGCUACUAUCGUUACUGCGGUGUGAACGACGAAAGUGACGCAUGUCGAGUAACUGGUGGUUCUUCUAAGUGUACAUGUCAGGAUGGUUAUGAAGGAGAUCCGUGCAGGGGUCUGGACGAAUGUGCAAGCGGAGAUCAUGACUGCCAUAAAUAUGGUGUUUGCCAUAACGAGAUCGGUUCUUUUAAAUGUCAUUGCAAAGAGGGUUACAUUGGUGAUGGAAAGUUAUGUGCCGCUUGUCCAGUACAUUCCGUAGGCAUCAAGACAUCACUUAACGUUCAUGAUUGCUGGUGUAAAUACUUUUACCCAGGAGAUCCAGAAGUUGAUCCAUGCCGAAGACAAACAGAAAGUGAUUUGAGAAGUAUUGAUGAUUCAAUAGAGGUUUUAAUCCAUGAUAUUAAUACACAACCGAGCAGCCCAAUGAAGUUUAGACGAGACCAAACAAGAAGACUGUUUGCAUCUUUAAAGACGGAGAACUUUCUUGCGCAUCAGGCCUCGUUUUCUUGGAAGAUAAGCCAACUCUCACUAUCACCUUUUAACAUUUCCGAUCAACCAGAGUUGCUAGUGCCCGACACUCUGGAGCUGAACUUACAACCAAACUUGCUGUCGACAGGACUUAAACUUGUAACAUUUGAGCUGCGACGAAAUUCCGGAUCUGAACUGACAGCUCGAGACUUUGCUUUCAUCGAAGUUCUUAAUUCGGCACUAGAAGUUUCCAUUGCGGGAGGAACUGAGGUUUUUCGAUCCAUAGAUAAACCAAUUUUAUUGGAUGCCAGUGCUUCGUAUGACACUAGCCCUAGUGCUGGCAGUUCUUCGGGAAUGAACUAUGAUUGGUCUUGCUUAAUAAUAACGCAAUCCAACGUCUCCAGAAACUAUACUCCAGUGUCUAACGUCACUUUUCGAGGUUCAGGUAGCAUAUACGACACAUUUGUCGGUGCGUCUACAAAUGGCAAUCUCUUUCAGUUGCCGGACGAUGUCUUUCUUCGGGGCGACGAAAAAGCCAUAGUGACUUUAGAUACUAAAAGACUCAUCAGCAAUCAAGCAUACCAUGUGGUUCUGACGGUAACCAAGGAUAUCCGCGUUGCAAGUGGCAUUCAGAUUGUUCACGUUCGCGACGAAGAUGUAUUCGACAUUCGUAUUUUGUGCAUCAUGAACUGUGACUCACCAGCCAGUGCAUCUUCUCGUACCUCCUUCCGAACUGACUGCAAUUCAGUUCGUUGUCCGGCGUCCCUCAAGUAUAGAUGGAGCCUGCUGAGAAACGAUGGAAACAAUUCUCACUUGAAAUGGUCUACUCAGCGACACUUUAGAGAUCUCCUGGGUACAAAAGUAGAUUCAAAAAACCUUGUGAUUAAAGAACAAAUGCUCGAACCCGGGUCCUCCUACAAAAUCAAGGUCGACGUUCUAUCUCUAAACGAGUCAUUUGGCGUGGCGGUAUACCAAUUCGAUACGCUGGCAGUUCCAUCAGGAGGAACAUGUCAUGCCACUCAGUUGGAUAGGAAAGCUGUAGGAUCUUGGCUAAACAUAACCUGUCAAGGAUGGAGUGAUGAAAAUGUGCCUUUCACCUACGAAUUCUUCCAGGAAUCAAAAACUGGAAAACUCGACAUGUUGUCCUAUGGAGUUAGGCCUUACAGUGUUGUUUAUAUUCCACCUUCUGAUGAGGAUGUUACUCGCCUUCGGGUUGCGAUUGUUAAUGUUUUUGGAGCGGCUAAUAAAGCAGGAUUUUCUAUCAAGCUAAAUCAAUCAUCUUUGUUGUCAGCAGAAGAGAUAGACUAUAACGAGCUGCAAGAAAAAAUAUUUGUUAUGGAUAAUUAUUUUUCUAUGGGAAAAGUAAAUACAGCAAUACAAGAGGCAGACGCACUUCUCUUCUUACUUAAAAUGGCUGUAGAACAGGGUGAUGUGAAUAGGAACCUACUUCAAAUGAAGAAUCACGUUAUUUCUAAGAUCUGUCAAGUACAGAUUGAUGGCGGACUGGAGCGUAUAGCCCAGAUUAGUGUUAUCUUGAACAAAGCCACAAAGGACGACACCCUUGUCUUGUUCAAUACAACGUUAACUGUAUUGGAUAAACUGAUGGAGAUGUCAACCCUCCUUUCACGAAGAAGCAGGUCUGAAUCCCCCCUUCUUCUCGAUGGAGGAAGAUUGUUGUUGCAUUGUACUACAAAUAUUAUGGGAUCCAGUUCCAGGAGAAUCCUUAUGUCUAAAAUUUCUGCUAACCUCGAUGAAGAGAAAGAGAUUACCAUGGGAAAGAUAAUAUCUAGCCGUUGCCAAGAGUUAACAGACAUGAUUACCAACACACUUCUGUCAUUUAAGCUGCCUGGGGAGGAAUACACCACCAUCAGCAAUGACCUACGAUCUAUUUUGCUCGGUAAAGAAGAGUCAAUGGACAUGAGUCUGUUAAAACUCAGAAAUGGGGAAGCCAGUUUUCAGUUCCCCUUUAUAAGUACCAGUACGUUGCAAAAUUGGCUUGGCAACGUCUUUGAGGUUGGAAUAGAGAUGAUCUCCUAUAAUUUUAAUCCAUAUAUGUCGGACAGCAGCAGCCAGAGAAUAAAAUCAAAGGUUGUCAGCCUUGUCCUGAAGGAUGACACUGGGAAAGCUCUCAACACAACAAAUCUACUGUCGGAUAUAGAAAUUGAUAUUCCAGUAUCAAAUUAUCAUCCCGAAGACAGCCCUCGACCGGAUCAUUUCCUAAACCCUAGAAGGAUGCAGUAUCACGUGAUAAUCGUACGUGAGGUCAAUAAUACCAUGAAAAUAACCAUUACGACAAAAGCAACAGCUUCUAUUACGGUCUAUGUAAAAUAUGCUGAACAGCCAACAGAGACAUCAUACGAUAUGGUGAUUAACUUAUCCGAUGAGAAAAGAUUAAACAGCAGAAACGACGACUGUGAAUUCAGAGGGAUUUGUUCCCACAGUAUCGUCAUGAAAUGCAGAUAUUCGGGCAAAUAUUACGUUGGCUUGUGGAAGAACAGUGAAUCUCGAACAGAAUUGUCAAAGUCAAGAGGUAGACGAUCCAUUCUGCCAAAGCAAGCGAUGCGAGAGAAGUGCGUAAGGUUCAAGGAUCCCCCGCCAACAGUUGCUCCUCAAGUAGAGUAUGUCAGUCUUGUCCCUCAGUACGACUUUGAUAAGUCAGUUAACUACAGUUUACAAGUGGAGACAAUCUGGUGUGCAUUUUGGUCUGAUACUGAGCAAAGAUGGACAAGCAAAGGAUGUAAGGUGAGCCGAGAAUCAAACCAUUCUUCCCUAAAAUGUCUCUGUAAUCACUUGACUGCAUUUGGGGGAGACAUUCUUGUGGCACCAAAUACCAUUGACUUUCCACUGGUCCAGCAGACAUUUGACAACGUGGACCCUGAUGACCUUCUCGUCUUGAUAACAUUGUGUUCUAUCUUUCUGGUUUACUUUCUUGUUUUGAUAAAAGCACGCAGGGCUGAUAAAGUGGAUGCCUCAAAGGACAGUCCUCUGAUACCCUUGGCGGCGCAUCAAAAUGGUGAUUACAAGUACGAACUAUCCAUAACAACUGGGGGAUGGAAAAAUUGUGGUACUACUGCCAACAUAUCCAUGAUUCUACAUGGGACUGAAAAUACCAGUGACGUUAUCAAACUGACAUGUGACAUCCCAUGUGAAAGGACACUGUUUGCCGAAGGCAACACUGAUAAUUUUUUUAUUCGACAGGAAAUGCCGCUGGGCGAGAUAAUUUCUUUGCAGAUCGGCCAUGACAUUUCUGGCGAGGACCCCUCUUGGUUUAUUAGCGAGAUUUUAGCUGUGGAUUGCCAAAGGGGACGAAGAUGGUUGUUCAGUUGUUACCGCUGGCUUGCGCUAGAAAGGGAUGACGGUCAGACCACGAGGAUAUUUUAUGCAGAUGAUUGCAAAGAAGGCGAAAAGUUCAGAAGAAAAUUUAGCGCAUUACGAAGGAAUGGUUUCGCUGAUGAUCACUUGUGGCUGUCCGUGAUCCGCAAGCAGCCAAGGAAUCCUUUCACUCGCGUUCAGCGAGCAUCCUGUUGUUGGAGCCUUCUCUUGCUGUCAAUGGUAACAUCCGCUAUGUUUUAUGAAACAGAGGACCUAAAACAGAGAAAAAUACUGAUUGGACCUUUUUCACUGACUCCGAGUCAACUUGUCAUCGCGUUGGAAAGUGCCUUAGUUGUUGUGCCUGCAAGUCUGCUAAUUGUGCUCUUGUUUCGUAAAAGCGAACCUAGGAGAAACAGUGAAGGUAACCGGUAUCAAUUGGGGAAAAGCAAGAGAGAAGGACGGUGUUUACUUCCCCAUUUCUUUGUAUACAUCGCAUGGUUUCUCUGUGUGAGUAUUGCAAUUACUUCCGCCCUUUUUACGGUGUUUUACUCCCUCAUGUGGGGAGGAGAGAAAUCGUCUCGCUGGCUUACAUCUGUUCUGCUUUCCUUAACCGGUGAGGUGCUGGUCAUCCAGCCCGUCAAGAUAAUCAUUGCAUCUGCAGUCUUAGCAUUACGGUACAGGAGUGGUGGCAAGUCAACAAAUAAAAGUUAUCUAACGGAUGCAUCCAACAAUUUGGAUCUUUCAUCGAUAGAUGUCGAACGAGCAGGACAGUAUAGGAAAAACAAGAGGAAAAUGUAUGCAUUCACGAAGGAACUCUUGUUUUCUUUAAUUUUUCUCGUGAUUUUAUUGAUCGUCUGUUAUGGAGACAAAAGCAGGCAGAGAUAUCAUCUACGAGCUGCAAUAGAAAGCGAAGUCCAGUAUUUCGAUAAUGUUGGGCGGUACAAGAUAACCAACGUGGCUCAGUUUUGGAGGUGGCUGGAGGACGCGUUUGUCCCAGCAAUCUUUUCAGAGGGCUGGUACAAGGAUCAGGAGGAAAAAGGAUUAAAGUACAUCAGAAAUGGUCGAUCGACUCUGGUCGGCAUGCCUCGCCUAAGGCAACUCAGGGUCAUGAAAGAUUCCUGUGUGUUUCAGCAAAUAUUCAAAAGCAUGUUUACUUAUUGCUACGGUCCCUUCACUAAGAACGGAGAAGACAAAAGAACUUGGAUUGACCAGAAUAGUUCCUCAGUUCUCUGUCCAGAAAAUUGGGAGUACAACGGAAAUGGUGGCUCUGAUACUUGGGGCCGUUUUGCUGUUUACAGUGGCGGAGGAUACAUAGCUAAUUUAGGAUACAACAAGUUUACAGCUAAAAGAAUUGUCAAAGACUUAAAAGAAAACAACUGGAUCGAUCGUCAGACCAGAGCUGUACUGGUGGAGUUCUCACUGUAUAAUCCACCGAGUAACCUUCUUGCCGUGAUAACUUAUUACUUCGAAGUCCUUCCAUCAGGCUUUGCCGGCAUAUUCAAGAGUUAUGGAAUUUUGUCUCUGAGUGCAACGAACCCUCAAGCCCAUAACAUUUACUUGCUUUUUGCAUUUCUGUUUGGCAUUCUACUUGUUUGCUUCUUCAUUUUGGAAUGCAUCAAACUCUGUCGUCAGAGCUGCUUGUAUUUCAAGUCAGGGUGGAACUGGUUGAACAUGCUACAGAUAGUCACUGCAUCAUCAGCAUUGUUCCUCCAAUGGAUGAAAACCAAGGCAGCAAAAAUAACGUUGUUCAAACUAAAGGAAAACCCUUUUGUUCCCAUUGGCUUCCAUGAGGUGUUACUUUGGUCUGACCUUGAAAACCUGGUCAUUUGCAUAGCGUCCGUAAUUGCCACAUUGCGUCUUCUAAAAUGCUUUUACUUCGUGCCACAAAUUAUAGUUUUCUCGUGGACACUCCGCAGAUCCUUUCCUUCAAUAUCUUCUUUCUUUUUGAUCUUUAUGGUAGUAGCGAUAGCUCAUUCUUUCUUAGGGGUCAUCGCCUUCGGAACCAAUAUUUACAUGUUCUCAUCAUUCAUAGACGCCAUUUCGUCGCAGUUUCUGAUGCUCCUUGGAAAAAAUAUUCCAGUAAAUGAACUGAUUUCUACAAAUCCUAUAUUGGGACGUUUUUUCUUUUUUAGUUUUGUCGCCAGUACGACAAUUAUAAUCGUAAAUACGUUCAUUGCAACCAUUAAUGAGCACUAUGCUUCUUCAAAUUCUGAUAAAGGCGGAGAAGACUUAGAACUUGCACAGUUUAUAACCGACAGAAUUAGUUACACUUUGUUUGGCCAGAAAUCCAACAGAAACCAGCCAUGGGCAGAACAGAAGAACCACGAGCUCUUCGGUUCCGAAAUUAUCGCAGAAAAUUGCUCGCCGGAAGAAACUACUCCGAGUACCUUAAACUAG